Microthlaspi erraticum is the source of this 354-nucleotide messenger RNA. The record is from the annotation of a GenBank genome assembly. Lineage: Eukaryota; Viridiplantae; Streptophyta; Magnoliopsida; Brassicales; Brassicaceae.
AUGUUAAACUCUAUGGCUUUGGUGUUUUUCGCCAUUCUUUUCCUCCAAACCCACUUCUCAAUCUCCGACGCCAUCCCGAUUCCGCCGACGAACAGCAAGAUCGACUCGGUGCUGGUCCGAAACAGCCUCGUCGGAGAAGAUGAAGACCUGAUGAUGCCGUCGGAGAUCAGCCGGAGAGUGCUGAUGGCUCAGAAACGGUACAUCGGCUACGAAACCCUAAGGAGGGACAUGGUUCCUUGUCAGAAACCAGGCGCUUCUUACUACGAUUGCCGAUCCGGACAAGCCAAUUCUUACAGCAGAGGCUGCGAUACCAUUACAAGGUGUGCUAGAGACACCAGCGACAUCACCACUUGA